Messenger RNA from Eimeria mitis, 1914 nucleotides. RefSeq lists its product as uncharacterized. NCBI's taxonomy places the organism in Eukaryota, Apicomplexa, Conoidasida, Eucoccidiorida, Eimeriidae. The record is from RefSeq and is a predicted model, not a curated record. The coding region runs from base 1 to 1914 and encodes 637 amino acids. The transcript is spliced from 2 exons.
AUGUCUCCUUUGUCUCCUCCCUGUGCAUCUGUUUCUCCUUCUGCUGCUGUCUCUGUAUCUCUUGCUGCUCCUGCUGCUGCUCCUGCUGCUGCUGCUGCUGUUGCUGCUGCUGCUGCUGCACCUGUUGCUGCUGCUGUUGCUGCUCCUCUUGUUCUGUCUCAAACAGGAGACAGUUUGUCUCCUGCUGCAGCAGCACCCAGGGCGAGAAGGCGGCAACUGUCUCCUUUUUUGCUGCUGUCUCCUUCCGCUGGAGACAGCAGCAGCAGCAGCAGCAGCAGCAACUGCAGCAGCAGCAGCAGCAGCAACUGCAGCAGCAGCAGCAGCAGCAGCAGCAGCAGCAGCAGCAGCAAGGAGAAACAGGAGCAGAAGGAGAAAGCAUAUAUGCAUGGAGACCUGAUUGUCUCUUUUUUUUAUUUAUUUUUAUAUUUCAUUGUGUCUCCUCUUUUAUCUAUUUGCAACAAGAGUCUCCUUUCUGCAGCAGCAGCAGCAAACACACCCAUCUGCUGCUGCAUGCUGCAGCAGGUCGUUCUCUGUCUCUGGCUACUAGCUGCUCAAAUACCUUGCCCAAGGAGACAGCCGCAGCAGCAGCAGCAGCAGCAGCAGCAGCAGCAACUGCAGCAACACCCCCAGCAGCAGCAGCAGCAGCAGCAGCAGCAAGAGCAGCAGCAACUGCAGCAACACCCCCAGCAGCAGCAGCAACAGCAGCAGCAGCAGCAGCAGCAGCAGCAGGAUGUUGGUGAUAAAUCUGUAUCAUUGUAUGACAGCAGCAGCAGCAGCAGCAGCAGCAGCAGCAGCAUCAGCAGCAGCAGCAGCAGCAGGAGCAAGCGAUCUGUCUCCUUUCUCGAGGGUGUCUCCUUUCUGCAGCAGCUGCAGCUAGCUGCUGCAUAUGUAUUGAUGCUUUGGCUAUCUAGCUGCUGUCUCUCUGUCUCUUCUCUCUCCUCUUAUUAUCUAGCUCGUUCUGCUUCUGUUCCCGUUGCUCUGCUGCUGGAGAUACUCAAUGUGCUGCCGCCUGCUGCUGCUGCUGCUGCUGCUGCAGCAGCAGCAGCAACGCCAGCAGCAGCAGCAAAGAAACAAACAACAAAUGUAGGAACUGCAGCAAAACCUGCUGCUGCUGCAGCAGAUACUGCAGCAGCAGCUACAGCAGCAGCAGCAACAGCAGCAACAGAAGAAAGUGCAACAGAGACCGCAGCAGCAGCAACAGCAGCAGCAGCAACAGCAGCAGCAGCAGCAGCAGCAGCAACAGCAGCAGCUGAUGGUUGGAUUUGUUAUGGACUGCAGGAAAUAAAGAAAAAAAGUAAAGAGACAAAAGAAAGAAUAAAAAGGGUUGGCUGUCUGCGUAUUGUUUCUGCUGCUGCUGUUGCUGCUGGUGUUGCUGUUGCUGCAGCAGAAGGAAAGACACUGAAUAUGCAUGCGGCCUGUCUUGGUGCUGCUGCUUCUGCUGCUGGUGCGGUGUAUAUGCACCUAGCAAAGGAAAUCCUCAACAAACAAACACAAGCUGCUGCUGCUGCUGCUGCUGCUGCAGCAGCAGCAGCAGCAGCAGCACGAACAGCAGCAGUAGAACACCCUUCAAACCAAGAAACGAUCACUGCAGCAGCAGCAACAGCAGCAGUAACAGAGCAGCAACAGCAGCAGCAACAGCAGCAGAGCAGCACCAGCACCAGCAGCAACAGCAGCAGCAGCAGCAGCAGCAGCAGCAGCAGCAGCAGCAGCAUUGAGGCCCCACUGGAUCCGAGUAGUAUAAGAGAGAGAAUUGAGUUGUCUUUAGCAUUGCGUGUUGCUGCUGUGAGUAUAGUGUUGCUGCUGCUGCUUGCUGCAGCACACAAGGAGCCGUUGCUGCUGCUGCAGCGCCUGCAGCAGCAGCAGCAGCAGCAGCAGCAGCAGGAGCAGCAGCAGGAGGAGCAGCUAUCUUUAUAA